AAAGAGGAAAUAGCCAAGAAGGACUCACAGAAAGAAGAAGUAGCCAAGAAGGACGUGUCGAAAGAGGAAACAGCGAAGAAAGAACGAGAAAGCAGUCGAAUCAGUGCCCGAGCCAAAGGCCAUAGACCCGAUCCAUAUGAUUCGUAUCCGUUCAUGACUGAGGAUGAAGAACUUGAAUGCUAUGAGGGAGCCAAAAGAAAGGAUGUCGAGCAGUAUGCGCGAGCAAUGGGACGUAUACUCUUCAAGGAUAAUAUCAAGGCGAUGUACAAGGAUCAGGACAAGGAGCGCUGCGAUUGGUUUGAGGGCAUUCUGCACUUCCGCUUCCCAACGUGGAACGCUUUCGAGACGAGAACAAAGGUCCGUGCUGCAAUCAGGGCUAUCAACAAGAACGCGACAAUGGCUCGCUGA
Molecule: messenger RNA, 408 nt
Organism: Cooperia oncophora
Lineage: Eukaryota; Metazoa; Nematoda; Chromadorea; Rhabditida; Trichostrongylidae
Source: the annotation of a GenBank genome assembly